AUGGAUGUUCAUGAAGCAACAAGAAUAGUCUUCUCAAGAAUCCAAAACAUAGACCCUGAGAAUGCUUCAAAAACCAUGGGUCUUCUUUUGAUUCAACACCAUGGCGAAAUGGAAAUGAUUAGGUUAACUCUCGGACCAGAAGCACUUGUUCACUCAGUGAUCCUUAAAGCCAGGAAAGAACUGGGACUUAGCUAUCCAACAAACCCUUCUACAAGUCCUUCCUCUCCUUCUCCUCUUUACUCAAGCAAUUCUCGAAGCCGAGGUUUAGAGGCUAGGAAGCAUAUUAGUGGACCUUAG
Molecule: messenger RNA, 297 nt
Organism: Dovyalis caffra
Lineage: Eukaryota; Viridiplantae; Streptophyta; Magnoliopsida; Malpighiales; Salicaceae
Source: the annotation of a GenBank genome assembly